GAAAAAAAAAAACAUUCCCAGAACUCAACGUAUUAACUGAAUUCCUAUAAAUAUAAUGGCCGGUAAAGGAAAAGGAAAGAAAAAGGAAAAGAAAGAUGCAGAUGAAGGUACAGCUGUUGGAAUAGAUCUGGGAACAACAUAUUCCUGCGUGGGAGUCUUCCAGCACAGCAAAGUGGAAAUCAUAGCUAACGACCAGGGUAACAGAACAACACCAUCCUACGUCGCUUUUACUGAGACAGAGAGAUUAAUUGGAGAUCCUGCGAAGAACCAGGUGGCGAUGAACCCAAAGAACACAGUUUUUGAUGCUAAACGCCUCAUCGGACGAAAAUUCGGUGAUCCAAAAGUACAACAAGACAUAAAGCAUUGGCCUUUUCAAGUUAUUUCGGAAGGUGGUGAACCAAAAAUUGUCGUCGAAUAUAAAGGGGAUACAAGGAAAUUCGCUCCUGAAGAGAUAUCUUCAAUGGUUUUAACGAAAAUGAAAGAAAUUGCGGAAAAGUUUCUGGGUGGCGUCGUGAAUGAUGCAGUCAUCACUGUACCGGCUUAUUUUAAUGAUUCUCAGCGUCAAGCUACAAAAGAUGCCGGUGUUAUCGCUGGUUUAAACGUUCUUAGAAUCAUCAACGAGCCAACAGCAGCAGCUCUAGCCUAUGGACUGGACAAAAAUUUAAAAGGCGAAAGAAAUGUUUUGAUAUUUGACCUUGGCGGAGGGACUUUUGAUGUUUCAGUACUUCAAAUAUCUGAAGGAUCUCUAUUUGAAGUAAAAUCAACAGCUGGAGACACACAUUUGGGUGGUGAAGACUUUGAUAGCCGAAUGGUAGAUCAUUUUUGUCAAGAGUUUGAAAAGAAAUACAAAAGAAAAAUUAAAGAAAAUCCUAAAGCUUUAAGAAGACUUCGUACCGCUUGCGAAAGAUGUAAAAGAACAUUAUCUUCAAGUACUGAAGCCAGUAUAGAAAUAGAUGCAUUACACGAUGGUAUAGAUUUCUAUUCUAAGCUGUCAAGGGCUCGCUUUGAAGAUUUAUGUUCGGAUUUGUUCAGACAAACUCUUGAACCAGUCGAACAAGCCCUAAAAGAUGCAGGAUUCAAUACGAGAGAAAUACACGAUGUUGUCAUGGUGGGAGGCUCUACUAGAAUACCAAAAAUCCAACGAUUAUUGCAGGAUUUCUUUGGUGGUAAAACGCUAAACAUGUCCAUCAAUCCAGACGAAGCUGUAGCGUACGGAGCCGCAGUGCAAGCAGCCAUUCUCACUGGUAGCAAAGACACACGUAUUCAGGAUGUGCUCCUUGUUGAUGUGAUCCCAUUGUCUCUCGGUAUUGAGACUGCUGGGGGUGUCAUGACACGCUUGGUAGACAGGAACUCAACGAUACCUACCACACAGAAGAAAAUUUUCACCACAUACGCUGAUAACCAACCUGCUGUGACUAUUCGGAUCUACGAAGGGGAACGCGUUCUGACAAAAGAUAACAACCUUUUGGGUACAUUUAAUUUGUCUGGAAUACCACCAGCUCCAAGAGGAGUACCACAAAUAGAGGUAACUUUCGAUGUAGAUGCCAAUGGCAUCCUCAAUGUUAGCGCUGAAGAUAGAAGCACUGGUCGUUCGGAGAACAUUACAAUUUCAAAUGACAAGGGCCGUCUUAGUAAACAGGACAUUGAAAAUAUGCUUAGAGACGCGGAGAAGUUUAAAGCCGAGGAUGAAGCUAUAAAAAAGGGAGUUGAAUCGAGAAACCGACUGGAGGGAUACCUUUUUGGAUGUAAAGCAGCAGUCGAAAACGCCGGUGAGAGACUGACAGAAACCGAAAAGAACGCAGUUAUAACAGAAUGCAGUGCCCAGCUGCGAUGGCUGGAAGCCAAUCCUGACGCGCCAGAAGCACAAACCGAGCAACGCCUCAAGGACGCCCAGAGAGUCUGCCAACCGGUGAUGAUGAAACUCCAUGGAGCUGGAGGAGCCGGCGCUAGACCUGCUACUUCUGAUGGACCGAGGGUUGAAGAAGUUAAUUAA
This is a messenger RNA of Bombyx mandarina (wild silkworm), 1993 nucleotides long. RefSeq names its product heat shock protein 68. NCBI's taxonomy places the organism in Eukaryota, Metazoa, Arthropoda, Insecta, Lepidoptera, Bombycidae. The record is from RefSeq and is a predicted model, not a curated record. Gene Ontology annotation, molecular function: ATP-dependent protein folding chaperone; ATP binding.